Messenger RNA from Striga asiatica, 609 nucleotides. Lineage: Eukaryota; Viridiplantae; Streptophyta; Magnoliopsida; Lamiales; Orobanchaceae. The record is from the annotation of a GenBank genome assembly.
AUGGAAGCUGCCUUGUCGCUAGGUGUCACUCUCUGUGUCGCUGCCUCACCGCUCUCUGGCUCGACUCUCGCUUCCUCACAGCCGCCGCCCAUCGGCCGUCUCGAAGGUCUCACACUCUCGCUUCUCGUCGCCGCUCUCGCAGGUAUCGCUUCUCGCCUGCCACAGUGCCGUCGUGGUCACAUCAACCCGGCCGUGACGUUCGGGCUUUUCCUCGCCCGGAAGGUCUCCCUGAUACGGGCCGUUCUGUACAUGGUGGCGCAGUACCUUGGCGCGAUCUGCGGGGUCGGCCUGGUGAAGGCCUUCAUGAAGAGCUACUACAACAGCCUCGGCGGCGGGGCCAACUCGGUGGCCCACGGCUACAACAAGGGAACCGCGCUUGGUGCGGAGAUCAUCGGCACCUUUGUGCUCGUCUACACCGUUUUCUCCGCCACUGACCCCAAGAGAAGCGCGCGUGACUCUCACGUCCCGGUCUUGGCUCCACUGCCGAUUGGUUUUGCCGUGUUCAUGGUUCACUUGGCCACUAUCCCCAUCACCGGCACCGGCAUAAACCCGGCGAGGAGCUUUGGUGCGGCUGUGAUCUACAAUAACGACAAAGUUUGGGAUGACCAC